AAGAAUGAAGAGUAAUAAGGGAAGUGGGAGAAAGACAGAGAUAAAAGAGAGAGAGGGAGAAUAAGAGCGAUAACUUGAAAUAUAGAAAAGAAGAGAGAACGAAAGAAAGACACAAAGUGCGACAGAAGAAAAAAAGAGAGGGAGAGAGAGAAAGAAAGAUAUAUAAUCCAACAAGAAGAUGGAUCAUGGUGAGGGCGAUCUUCGUGGUAAACCUCUGCCGUCGUUAUCGUCCGAAGAUAGUUAUUCCGUCACCAAAGAGGCCAUUAGUAAUAACAACAACAACAACAACAGCGACAAUGUUAUAACUACAGAGGCCGCUAAAACCAACGAUCACGACAACAACAACAACAAUAACAACACUAACAGUGGCCCCGGGGUGAUAACAGCAACAGCAGCAGAUGACGAAGACGAUGAACCGGUGGCACCGAAGAGACGGAGAAGCGAACCCGUAAAUUCCAGAGACAGCAUGAUUAUUAAUACUAAUUAUACGACAGAUUGUUAUGAUGACAUGUCAACAAUAACAACAAUUACAACAGCAACAGCAGCUUGUACGGAGAUUGUCGAAACUGGUGCAAUGACCACCGAUUCCGUUCAAAAUACUGACGACAGCAAAAGUAAUCAUCUAUUAACGAGUUCGAUCUCGACUGUAAGUAUUACCGAUAAUAAACACUCUCAGAACCAACAAGAACAAAAACAACAAGGUCGCGGUAGUGUGGAAGAUGAAGAAAAUGAUGUUAUUUCUGAUGAUAAUAAUAAUAAUAAUAGUAAUGAUGAUGAUGAUGAUGAUAAUAGCAGCAUCAAUGAUAGUAUGUCGACCGGCGGUGUAAGAACUUCUUACGAGACAAUGAGCGAUGGUGGUUAUGUUGUUGGUGGUGAUGAAAGCAAUGCCGAUAGUGAAAAUAACUUCUCUCGUGUGUCGAUCGCCGCUGCCGUAACGACAUCACGACGACAACAACAGCAGCAAGAAACACAACAAGAGGCUGCCGUUGCAGCCUCUGCCGCCGCCACCACCGCCACCGUAAACGACAUUGCCGACGAUGAUACUUUCACCGCCGCCGCCGCCACCAACACGACCACUACAACCAUCACUCAUAACACUUCCACUUCCCGUGCCUCAACCUUCUCUUCUUCUUCUACUUCCUCCUCCUCCUCGUCCUCUCGUGUCGUCGCUAACAACGCCGACACUGCUCUUCUAGCUGUCACUUCCCCUCCUUCCCCAUCCACCUCGUCUUCGGCCGUCCUUGCCACCGCCAUCAUCAUCAACAACGACGUAGUCGCUGCAUCUUCCUCUCACUCCACUCACCAUUCCUCUUCCACUCCUCUCUCUUCUCCUCCUCCCUCCCUCACCGCCGCCGUCAACACCAACAACAACGCAGUCACUGCUGACUCUUCCCCUUCCGCUUCCCCCUCCUUCUCCGCUUCUGUCCCCGUCCACUCCAUCUCUAACAACAAUAACGCAGUCGCUGCUUCUUCCUGUGCCUUUUCCUCUUCCUCUUCCUCUACUCUUGCCGCUACCACCGCCGCUCCCACCACCAUCACCACGACCGACUCUGCCUCCUCAUCCCUUUCCUCCCUCACCACUGCUUCCACCAUCGUCACACACUCUGCCAGCGUUGCCGCCUCCGUCAGCAGCAUAAGCGCGAUCGCUGUCGACACGGCUGCCUCUUCUUCCCCUGCCGCCUCCUCCUCCACUUCUUCUUCCACUUCUCCUGUCGUCGUCGACAACACCACCACUACCACGAACACCACAGCCAGCACCACCACCAUCAGCAGCACUAUCAACAGCGACGCCACUCCUACCCGCAACAUCUCCGCCUCCUCCUCCUCCUGCGUUACCGUUGCUGCUGCUGCUGGUUCCGCUGACGGAUCGGCGAUAGUAAAGUCGGCGGGAUUAACUUGUAGUGCAAAGGACAAUACCGCCUCGAACGGUGGUGGUAGUUGUAGUCACCUUAACAACAACAACAACACUAGUACUACUACUGCUACUACUACUACUACUACUGCUACUACUAUUAUUGGAAGCCGUACCUCUUCUGCUUCUUGUUCUUCGUCUUCUUCUAUGGCGGACGGUGAUGGUGGAGUCGAAGGAGGAGGUGCGAACCUGGCAACGGGUGCCGCUGCCUCGUCGUCAUCAUCAUCAUCAGCAACAACAUCAUCUUCCACUGCCAGUAGUACAGAUAUGCAACAACAGCAACUGCAGCAGCAUCAACAACAACAACAACAAAACACGGUGGACAAACAACAACAACAGAAAGCAGUGGCCGGAGCGGCCGUAGCGACAACGACAUCAUCCUCCUCCUCCGCCGCCAUCAUCGUGACAGGAGGUGGUUGCAGUGCUUCUGUGCUGGCGGCCGACACUACGACUACGCCUGGCGUCGUUGUCGUGGGAGGAGCGGGCGAAGUAGUUGUUGCUGACCUGACAGCAACGGGCUCGCCGUCGCCGCCGACACCACCGGCACAACCACCACCACCACCACAACAACAACCACAAAAACAACAGCAACAACCACAAAAACAAGCGGCAUUGUCGUCGUCGACAUUAACAGCGUCCACAAGUUCGCUCUUGUCGGCGACGGAUGCGACGGAUGCGACGUCGCAACUAUCAGCAUCAUCAUCAUCAUCAUCAUCGUCGUCAUCAUCAUCAUCAUCUGCACCACUAUCAGCAGCAGCAUCAUUGUCGUCGCCGACGUUGACAAUGACACUUGCGGCCAAACCAACGGACGAUGGGGGUGAAUGUGCAGGAUCAAGUACCAAUAGGCACCACCCCCAUCAAUCCCAACAACAACCACAGGAUCAAAACUCUACCACGACGACGACCACCACCACCACCACCACCACCGCCGCCGCCACUACCACCGCCGCCGCCGCUGUCAGCACCAUCACCCCCACCACCACCACAACCACCACAUCUAGUACCACCACCACUACCACCACUACUACUAGCAGUGCUAUAACCACUAAUAUUAACAACAACAAUCAGAGCCUAACUCAACAACAACAACAACAACAAGCGGCUGGCAUGGCAUGUACCAUGUGCGGGUCAGGAUUCAAAGAACAAGCCCCCAAACUUUUACCUUGUCUACAUCAACUUUGUGAUACGUGUUUGAAGAAUGUCAAGUCGGACUCUGACUGUUUGAAAUGUCCAACAUGUUCCAUGGAAUUCCCAGGAGCAGCUAUCAUAAACAACGAAUUCUACCUGGAGAGUAAAAUCAAUUCUAAUGAAGAGACUGAAGAUGUCAGUUUUUUGUGUACUGCAUGUGAGGAGGGUGACUCAGCUACAUCCUUCUGUGGAGACUGUGGAGAAUGGCUGUGCAAGCAAUGUGUGCAAGCGCACAAAAGAGUCCGAGUUACUAAGGACCACACGGUGGUCACAAAGGAGGAGGCAAUUCGUAAUCAGAACAUCAGCAGUGAAAAGACUGUCUAUUGUAAAUUGCACAAGCAGGAACCCCUUAAGUUAUUCUGUGAAACCUGUGACAAGGUAACCUGCCGAGACUGCCAGCUUCUUGAACAUAAAGAACACAAGUACUUAUUUGUGCACGAGGCAUCCAACAAGGAGAAGCAGAUUCUUAAUCAGCUGUUGAUGAAAGCUAAAGAAAAGCAGGGGCAGAUAAAGCAAGCUAGGCAACUUCUCAAACAGAGACACACAGACAUCCGGGAUCGGGAGCAGAUCGUCGUCUAUGAAAUCAAGAGCCUCGGGGAGAAGAUAACCCAAGAGGUGAUGAGGCGGCUGAAGAACGUUAUGUCUGAAUUAGAUUUUGCCUGUCGGCAAAAGAAGGACCACUUGGUAAAGCUGACCAACGAAGUGAACUACUUGGAUGACAGGACAACACACUGUGUCGCUUUUGUGGAAGAUGCCAUUAAGACUGGCAGCAGCCUGUCGCUGUUGUAUACCAAAAAUUACAUGAAGAAGAAUUUGAAGAAAUUAAUUGACUCGCCCUUGCGCGUCCCUCACCCAAAUCAUAAAGUCGACAUCCAGUUUACAUAUAAUAUUGAUGACCUUGUAGUUGCCAUCAAAUCUCUGGGCUCGCUACAAAUUGAUGGCCGGCAUUACGGUAAGCUCCCGAUGAUGGUCGCUGCCGCAGCCGCCGCAGCCUCCGCCUCUUCAAACCAGGGUCAGGAGGGCAGCAGUCCCGUUAUCACUAAGGCUACCAGCGGACAGCCACUGGACAAUCGCUACUACGUUGGUCCCAUAUCGACAGACCACCAGCGAAUACUCAUGCAAAAGCUGCAUGAAAUGCAGAGGAAAACUCAACAGCAGCAGCAGCAACAACAACAACAACAUCAACAUCAACAACAACAGCAACAGCAGCAGCAGCAACAGCAGCAGCAGCAACAGCAGCAGCAGCAGCAGCAGCAGCAGCAGCAACAACAACAGCAAAUUUCUUCUUUAAAUAAUCUUCAAUCAAGUAGUGGAUCUAGUAGUAAUGGUCCCCAAGUGUCUAAGACCUUGUCAAAUGGACCUAGUAGCAGUCUUAAUGCGAACGCCCUUGUCAAGACUAACUCUGUUUAUUACCCACCAUCUGGUGUUCCUGCUGGACAAUUUUCCACACACCCUAGGUAAGUGCAUUUCUCUUAUCAUUAACAGAUACCCCACUCUCCAAAAAAAACAAAAACAAAAAAAAAAUAUGCAUUACAUCUUAAAUCUGUGCUUGCUUCAGCCAUGCUGGGAUCCAACUUUGAGGGGGUUUAGCUGAAUAAAUUGAGCCCAGUACUUCUUUUUCUUUUUCAAAGUCUGGUUCUUAUUGUAUUGGUUUAUUUUGCUGAAGUUACUCAACUUUUGUUGAAGAAACUGACACUGGCGGUCAGGUUGGUGGCAGUAGAGCAAACACUCGGACACACGUCAUAUACAUUGCUAAAAAAAUUUACAAUGCCAUCCGCAAAAAAGACUGUCUAAAAAUCCCUCUUUUAUGGAAUACAUUCAUAAACACCAACUCAAAGAAUACUGGUGGAAUAUAUUUCCAUCAAAACUUCUGUCAGAUGUAAACAUAACAGGCAGGAUAUUGUUGUUUGGGACAGAAGGGGCAAAAGUAUGUACCAUCAUAGAGGUCAGCUGCCCUGCAGAUAUAAAUAUUUCUUUGAAAAUCAAAGAAAAAGAGGAUAUCUUUGAACAUCGGCUUCGAAACCUGCACCCUCUAUAUCCAAACUAUGAAUACAUAUUCAUACCAAUAAUAAUUGGAGCGCUAGGUUUUGUUAGUAAAUGCUUAAAGGAGAAUCUGGAUAAACUGGGAUUUUCAGAAAGAGAAAUCGACCGGCUUAUUCGUACAAGUACAAUCUGAGUGGAACAGUAAAAAUAUGCAAGACUUUUUCUCAAGUUCCAAAUGUGAAUUUGUUUGUAUUAACUACAUCCCAAAGAUAGAGCCUUGUAUCUUUGUUGCAAACUGGCUCCCUCCUCGGUGGGAGAUUUAUAAUAAUUAAAAAAUAGAACACACACACACACACACACACACACACGACUUCCACACAAUUUCUAUCUACCAGACUCACUCGCAAGGCAUUGGCCAACCCGAAGCUAUUGUAGAAGACAUUUAACUCCCUUUGUUACCAUUUUUCUGUUUGAAAACACUCACUGUGUUUCAAUUAAUUUUGAAAAUCACGAAGAAUUUAGUAAAAUAAUAUUGCCAUUAUAAGUUGGUGUUUGGAGUAUAAAUUAACAUGAAAUUUUGAUGGGGAGUUUUUAAUAACCGGGAUCACUUUUAAGCAUGAAGCUUAUAUCAUAAAACUAACCAAGGGCAGUCUCAGGCGGAUUGGUAUCAAAAGGUUUAAAGUGCUGUUGCAGUACAGUUGAACCUGAAACCAUUUUGUCGCAAAGAAUACUUAGCCACACAACCAUGCUUGUGGGGGAGGGGAACAACAAAAAAAACAAAGCAGCCAACUGACCAACUAAACCAAGAGGUAAACUAAAUUACAAGCAUAGUCAAGAAACAUGAUAACAAAGCCAACUAUUCACAAGGCCUGAAAAGAGUCACAAAUGGAAAUAUAUUAGAACUGUAUCUUUUUAAUGAUAAUUAAAAUUCUAAUAUUGGUUCAUUUGCUAUUGGAUUUAAUCUCUCCCCUUUAUGAUAGGUCCUCUAUGUGGUAGUUCUGACCAUUAAAAAUAGCAGCUCAGUGUACCUCAAAUCAUAUCAUGUAUCUUCAGAAGUUGGAUGCAUUCGUUGAUGAAGUCCGGGGUGACAAACAAACACAAGUGCUUAGAGAAAAAUAUGAAAUGGUCAUAGCACGAUAAGUCUUUGAUUGUAAGUCUGAGGUCUGCUUGAUCAGAGC
This is a messenger RNA of Octopus bimaculoides (California two-spot octopus), 6261 nucleotides long. RefSeq lists its product as uncharacterized. Lineage: Eukaryota; Metazoa; Mollusca; Cephalopoda; Octopoda; Octopodidae. The record is from RefSeq and is a predicted model, not a curated record. Gene Ontology annotation, molecular function: zinc ion binding; protein binding; ubiquitin protein ligase activity. Gene Ontology annotation, cellular component: chromatin.